AUGCCUAAACCGACUACGUCUACAGCGACGACAACGCCUACGCCGACUACGUCUACAACAACGACGACGCCGACGGCGACUACGUCUACAACAACGACAACGCCGAAGCCGAAUACGUCCACAACGACGACAACACCGACGCCAACUACGUCUACAACGACAACGCCGACGCUGACUACGUCUACAACGACGACAACGCCUAGGCCGACUAUGUCUUCAACGACGACGACGCCGAAGCCGACUACGACAACGACGACGACUUCGAAAUCAACUACGUCUACAACGACGACGCCGACGCCGACUACGUCUACAACAACGCCUAAGCCGACGACAGCCCAACCAAACAAUAUUCUUCAACCACGCCUAAAACUCAACAACAGAUACCUACACCUAUAA
Daphnia pulicaria is the source of this 396-nucleotide messenger RNA. RefSeq names its product salivary glue protein Sgs-3-like. The transcript has a single exon. The record is from RefSeq and is a predicted model, not a curated record. Bases 1 to 396 code for a protein of 131 amino acids. NCBI's taxonomy places the organism in Eukaryota, Metazoa, Arthropoda, Branchiopoda, Diplostraca, Daphniidae.